AUGCUCUUUCUUCAACAGCUCACCGUAGUCACCUUGGCUAUUGGCUCCGCAGUUGCCCAGACCAAGACCGGAAAGACGACCAGGUACUGGGACUGCUGUAAGCCAUCAUGCGGAUGGUCUGGCAAGGCUUCUGUGACCGCGCCUGUCAGGAGCUGUGACAAGAGCGACAACCCUCUCGCUGAUAUGGCAGCCAAGAACGGAUGUGAGAGCGGUGGCUCUGCCUUCAUGUGCACCGACCAGUCGCCCUGGGCUGUCAACGACAAUCUCGCCUACGGCUUCGCUGCUGUCAAGCUCUCAGGUGGAACCGAAUCCUCCUGGUGCUGCGCUUGUUACGAGUUGACCUUCACAUCUGGCCCCGUCAACGGCAAGAAGAUGAUUGUACAGGCGACCAACACUGGUGGCGACCUCGGUGAUAAUCACUUCGACCUGCAGAUGCCAGGAGGUGGUGUUGGACUCUUCAACGGAUGCACCGCUGAAUUCGGAGCUCCUUCGCAGGGCUGGGGCGCUCAGUACGGAGGUAUCUCAUCGCGUUCGCAGUGUGAUUCCUUCCCUCAGAAGCUGAAGGCUGGAUGCUACUGGAGGUUCGACUGGUUCAAGAGCGCAGACAACCCAGGUGUCUCUUUCAAGGCGGUCACGUGCCCGUCAGCUCUGACUGACAAGACUGGCUGCAAGAGGAAGUAA
Molecule: messenger RNA, 681 nt
Organism: Didymella exigua CBS 183.55
Lineage: Eukaryota; Fungi; Ascomycota; Dothideomycetes; Pleosporales; Didymellaceae
Product: glycoside hydrolase family 45 protein
Exons: 3
Coding region: 1-681 (226 amino acids)
Biological process (GO): carbohydrate metabolic process
Molecular function (GO): cellulase activity
Source: RefSeq, a predicted model, not a curated record